Messenger RNA from Procambarus clarkii (red swamp crayfish), 5782 nucleotides. Its product is annotated as guanine deaminase-like. NCBI's taxonomy places the organism in Eukaryota, Metazoa, Arthropoda, Malacostraca, Decapoda, Cambaridae. Gene Ontology annotation, biological process: guanine catabolic process. Gene Ontology annotation, molecular function: guanine deaminase activity; zinc ion binding. The record is from RefSeq and is a predicted model, not a curated record. Gene Ontology annotation, cellular component: cytosol.
AGUGUCUUACCACUACACCACGGAGACUGUCGAAAUGUUGUGAUGUUGAAAGAUGUGACACUCACAGUGAUACAUCAAUUUUCAUAAUUUGGCAGAUUGAAAGUUAUCAAUGCUUCUGAUGAGGAUGAUGAUGAUGACGAGGAUGAUGAGAAAAAUUAACAUAUGAGUGGAAAUGGACUCAGGAUGGCAAAGAUGAGGAGUUGUGCUAAUGGUGGUAUAAAAGUUUACCCACUCGAUACAGUUCGUGGAAUCAUCUAAUAAUCUAGAGCAGCUCAAGGUUGACUAUGGCUUCACGGAUGCAUGCAUCACCUACCUUAACUCCAGGCGAGUAUUGACUGCUAACCUGUCGUCAUGGAGAUGCUGGUUGACCACAGCCAGUUUUUGAUGCCAGGGUUGGUGGACACCCACAUCCAUGCACCUCAAUUUGUUAACAAUGGGGUGAAGCUGGACCUACCACUUCUGGACUGGCUCAAGAUGUACACCUUCCCCACGGAAGCCAUGUUCUCUGAUGUCAAGGUCGCUCAUGACUUUUAUCCCAGAGUUGUGGAGCGGCUGCUAAGGAACGGGACCACCACCGCCUCGUACUAUGCUACCCUGCACCUCGAGGCCUCCAAGGUCCUGGCUCAGGUGGUGAAGGCCAGGGGUCAGCGGGCCCUCAUUGGUAAAGUCAACAUGACGGUCAACGCUCCCGAGUACUACUGCGAGUCCAGUCUUCAGCAAUCGCUUUCUGAUACCGAGGAUUUUAUUUGCUACAUUAAACAAAUGCAGACACCAUUGAUUCAGCCCAUCAUAACCCCAAGAUUUGCUAUUACCUGCCCCUUAGAUCACUUGAAGGAACUGGGUAAACUGGCUAGCAAAUAUAACUGUCACAUACAGAGUCAUCUGUGUGAGUCACACCCGGAAAUUGCUUUUGUUCGAGAGCUCUUUCCUGAGUCAAAGUCUUACACUGAUGUUUAUGACACCUCAGGACUUCUUGGUGCAAAGACCAUCAUGGCACACUGUAUCUGGAUGGAAGAACAUGAAAUGGACCGGCUGAAAGAAUGUGAUGUUGGAGUCUCUCACUGCCCCAAUUCUAAUACAUCCUUACUCUCCGGGCACUGUAAUGUCAGACAGCUUCUUCACCGAGGAAUUAAGGUUGGACUUGGGACAGAUUGUUCUGGUGGAUAUAGCUCAUCUGUGUUGGAUGCCCUUCGACGGGCACUGGAUGUGUCCAAGAGCUUGGCUAUACAAAAACCUGACUACCGCUUCCUCACCCUACCAGAGGUCUUCCGUUUAGCAACACUAGGAGGUGCUCAAGUAGUAAACAUGGACGAUUACAUUGGUAACUUUGAAGUUGGGAAAGAGUUUGAUUCCCUUGUGAUUGACCUGGAAUUUCCCAGAUCACCUUUGGACAUCUUUCCCAAGGACACACUAGAAGAUAAGAUCCAUAAAUUCUUAUACAAUGGUGAUGACCGCAACAUUGUGCAGGUGUAUGUGGCUGGCAGGUGUGUCAUCAACAACCUCACCUGUGUAUGAAGUAUCCUCGAUAUCAACAUGUGAGCUGGCCAUUGAUGGUCUGUAUUGUUGAUGUUAGAACCCCUCAAGCUUUGCACACAUGGCCCAUGCAGGUCAACACCACAACACUUGCCUCUGCACACAAAGAUGUCUGUGCAAGCCCAAGUGGUUGGACUCUCAGAAAAGACAUCCCUUAUUAGAACAACAAGGUGCAAACCAUACCCUUUAUAGUUGAAAUUUAUUUAUUUAUUUUUAAGAUGUUACAUUGGGUUGUGAGAGUACAUAACAUUGGUGUUCCUACAUUCUUGCAAAGCCACUAACACGCAUAGUGUUUCGGGCAGGUCCUUAGUCACAACAGAUAAGUUUGUUAAGAGGUACAUUGUAGCAAAAUUUGAGUUUAACAUAAUAGCUACGAUAUAAAUUGAUUGAAAUAAUUACACUGGUGAAGUUGCAUGUCUUAAGUACUAUUACUGGGGAAGUGGGUAUCGCAAAAUACAGUUCGAGUUUGAAAUACAUUUAGAAACAAUGUUGACCAAACCACACACUAGAAAUUGAAAAGACGACUACGUUUCAAUCCGUCCUGGACCAUUAUAAAGUUGAUUGUGACUUGAAAAUAAUGCCACCAUAUUAAGUUGACAAUGGACUUGAUAAUGGUCCAGGAUGGACCAAAACGUCGUCAUCUCUUCAAUUUCUAGUGUGUGGUUUGGUCAACAUUUUUCAACCACAUUAUUGUGACUUCAUCUGCUUUAGAAACAAUGUUUUGUACUAAAGUAACACAAAUAGAUAUUAAUCCAUUGCAUGACUGUUUGCAACUAUAGAUCCUAGCAAAUGUAAAUGGCUUAGCUUAUUAACCUUUGGGUUCAGGUCCUGAACCCGUUGAGAGUACAAUUUGUAAAAACUCGGUUUUUGCCGCCGAAGGAGGCCAAUUUAUUCUGCACCCCAUACUCAACUUGUGAGUAGUGGCACAAAAAAAAUAGAUUACAUGGGCGUAAAAGGUGUUAAUCAGACCUCGGUGAAUAUUUUUACAUUAUCAAUUACAACUAACAGACUCCUUGCACUGCAACUUCUGUAGUAUUUACAUUAUAAUAGUUAACAUUGGAGGUAGGAAUUUUUUUAAUACCUAAAAUGAUUGUCAAUAUUAUUUUAUAUUGCAGGGUAAUAGAAAAGUUAUGGUUAAUAGUGUUGAGUCUACACAGUUAAUACAUUCAUCAGCUAAAAGAGAAAUGUUGAUAGAUCAUACUUCUUGUUGUUCAGGAACUUCCUGGGAUAAAACACGAACACUCCUUGAGGAACUGUGAGGUGCUUAUCUGCUUUUCUUUGUAAAAAUUCUGAAGUUUCAACAAAUGUUCCUGUUUCUAUUUAUUGUCCUUGCGGCGACUCGACCUAAGCUUUUAUUCUGCAACCAGUUGGUAUUGCAAGGUUACCAGGGACGCCUCACGGUACAGUAGUGGAAUUAAAAUAUAUAAAGCCAAGUUGUCCCUGACUGCCCUUGAUUCAGACAUUGAUGCCAUCCUUCUGCAUCAUUGUUGGUUCUUACCAGUUGUCUGAAUGCACACCAGUUUCCCUCUGCCCACACACACACUAUUGCACAGUCACGUAGUCUAUAUAUAAUCAGUGAUAUUGUGUCGUUAAGGGUGAACUGCGAGCCAACUUUUAAUUCGGCAAAUGCUUUUACGUAUGUGGUGUUUUGGUAGGAAUGGUAAGGCUAAUAGAUUUUUUACUAGGCUGUACACUGGGCCAUAUUUAAAGUACGCAGUUGGCAGCAAUAAUUCUUGAACCUUUUGCCAAACUAGUGUCCAAUGCAAUGUGCAGCCGUGAAUGUGUACAAAUGGUAGCAGCUCUCGUACUACACCCCACAAAGCAACCUCAAAAUUUAUCACAAUCUCUUCUACAUGAAGCUUGUCUGUGAGCUUUAUGGUCUUUAGGAAAUCAUCACCUGAAAUGUACAAAUAGGAUGGAUAAAUUAAGCCACACUGUACUAUACUUGCAAAACAUCUCCAGGUAGCAAAAUUGAGAUACUUACUUAAUAAUGCCACCAUAUUUAAUGCCUCAUUAAUAUUCCCCUCGUUAUGCAUAAUCAUCCUGUUGUACUCUUCAGUCAUCUCACCCUUAUUCCCAGAUGUCGAUAUUAGAGAAACUUACAACUAUCGCCAGGGAAGACUCCGACACCUCAUAGAGCAUCCAGUAAGGAGAAGACCCAAACUCAAAAGAUGCUGGAUCCAUCAUAGAGGUAAACACCAGGUCUCGCAGGAGGUACUUAAAGAGAUCCUCUCAAGCCACUGACGGAGGGACUUGAGAAGACGGAAACCUACAGAAACCUCUGGAAGGAUGGUCCCGACAGGACUAACAGCACAUAAAAGUGAACCCUGGUGGGAUCUGCACUUAAAUAAAACUCAUUCAGUUAGAAGGGUACAAGAACCCCUACCCCUUGUAACAAGAAGCCCUCAUCAGAAGGGACAAAGAACUACUUGAAAUCCAAGGGAACCCAAGUGCUCGGCUUCCCCCAAGCCCCAGAAGCCAAAGGUGAAGGCAAAGACUCCGUGGCAGAGCAGGUGUCCUUGCCCACUGCCCGAGGUAGAAAAGUGGAGGCAAGGGGCUUCAGGAGGGGAUAGCUGGAAAGAAGCCCAAUGGGAGAAAACCCAGAGUGGCUGCUGGGCAGUCGUGGUGUAGAUGUAGCUAGCUGCUUCUGUGCUGUCGAGUAGGGCUGUUUGCUGGCUGUUUACCUCUGCACCCUGCAAGUAGUUGUUUGAUGGGUCAGGGGUAAGUGUUGAAGUAUGUCUUGGAAGUUUUUUCUUACCAAGUUUGGGCUGUAUAUCGCAUCAUUUAUUGCUAGGAAAUGAGGUAUUUGGGUGCUUUGGUGGGGGUGAUGGGGCCUAAGGCUGCUGUCCAUGUUGUUGGCUCUUCCACAGACGCUGCAGGUUAUGCCAGUUUUGCAGCCAAUGACGAGCGUCUCUCAAUUGUGGGUUGGACCUCAGUUGGGAUGGAUGUUGGCACUAAUUAAAUGUAAGCAUCCACAGAAAGGUAAGUGAUGCUGCAUGUCUCAAAUGGGUUAUAAAACUUUUAAAAACAAUAAUGAACUCUUGGCUGCCAAAUCAGUGUUGAAGAGGUGUGUUUAUGUCUGGCAAGCUGGGAGAUUCAGUGAUCUUGGUGAGAAAUGUGACUUGUCCAAGAGGAUGAAUGAAGAACAACACAUUGAUGGACAUUUAUGAAGCUGUUCAUUACCUGAACACCAUAAAUAAACUUGACAGACUUGUAAUGUAUUUGGACAAGUUAUAAUAGCAUGUUGCUUAUGAGUGACCAAUUUAAUGCUCUGGAAAAGGCUGGUUGUGACUGAUAUGACUUAAUGUUGUGCUGACUAAAUUCGUGAUGCUUCAAGAUAAUGUGAAUCCCUUGCAAGCUGUUUCCUUGCAUCUCACUCUCAGCACCUCCCAAGAACACACCUAAACUGGGAGAAGGCCACUAUUGCUGACCUGGAUAAGUUUAAUGGAAAAGUAAAAAAUAUGCAAAUUGCAACCAGUUCAAUUGCCUGUACUAUUUAGUGUAGUUUGCAUCAGAAGUCUUGAUGACAUAUUUACAUCAGUGCUAGUUAGGGUAGGGAUGAUAGCAUCCUUAAAACAAAUAGAAGAAAAGGUAUAUUUGGUUAGAAUAAUCUUGUUAAGGAAUUUCAAAAUAGAUUUGCAUUUUGGCAUAGCCUAUGGAAACAUGAAGGGUUCCCCCCAGAGAUGGGUGGCUACCCCAGAUCAGAUGUAGCACUAGGGCUUGAUGUCAUCAAACCAUAAAGAGGAUCAAGAAAGAGAGAGAUAAUAUUGUGAGAUUAAAGGUUGCUGAUAACCUUUUACCUCACAAUGAGGAAUUCAAUGAGCUUGUGCUUGUUUUGAGAGAUUCAGAUGAUUGUUUACAUUGUUGAGGUUACAAUGGGGUAGCUUCAUUUGGCAGUGUUGAGACUUUGGUCUCUGAAUUUGGCAGUCGUCUGUAUUGGUUCAGACUUUCUGGGUGCUUUCUUGGUGAGGUGGCAGAGUUCUCUGCAUCUGUGUGAGGGGCCCCAGGAUCUGGCUCUUGUCUCUGGCAGGCCAUACACAAUGCCAUGGGUGAUGUGAGGUAGUAGUCGAGUCAUUUCAACUUUAGGGAGCCACAAGGAGGGAGCUUCAGAAACAGUAAUACUGUACUGGUAUCACUCUACAAAUGUUUCCAUAUUACAAAUCACUUCACUUUGUAAAAAAUCACUUUGUAACAUGUUCCCAUGUUACAAGUCACUCUACAAAUGUUCCAAUAAAUGUAUUGAAAUUAA